This is a messenger RNA of Biomphalaria glabrata, 5367 nucleotides long. RefSeq names its product solute carrier organic anion transporter family member 4A1-like. The transcript has 15 exons. Gene Ontology annotation, biological process: sodium-independent organic anion transport; transmembrane transport. The record is from RefSeq and is a predicted model, not a curated record. Gene Ontology annotation, molecular function: protein binding. Bases 406 to 2895 code for a protein of 829 amino acids. Lineage: Eukaryota; Metazoa; Mollusca; Gastropoda; Planorbidae. Gene Ontology annotation, cellular component: membrane.
UUUAGUCAAAAAUAAACAUAAUUUCACAAAUUUGACUUUCGUCAAGUAAGUACAACCUAAGUAGAUCCAUAUGACUAUCACACACAUUUACAUAUGCACCGUCAAGCUGAAGUAAAUCUACAAUUUAAACAAUACGGCGCUGGAACCGUUUGCAGUUUUCGAAAUUAGACAUAGUAUGGUGUUCAUCAUAAAGGCCGUGAGGAACUACAAUAUCAUUUCCGGCUGUCGGCUGCUUAGAUUCGGCAGUAUCGAAUGACUUCAUCAAUAGCUGUAGUCGUAUAGAAUAUUCACGUUACUAUGUACAGUGGAGAUCGAUACCGGUACAUGUCAUAGUGUGUUCAGCAGAAACAACCCAAAACAAGCUUGAUAGUUAAUGUCAAAGGAGAUCACUUAUAACGAGCCGCUAUGGAGGACAUCGUAGCUCACAUAUCACAGACGGCCAUUACUACCGUUUCCAAAGUGUCUAGUGCCAUUAAGAAUGUAUCAUCGCAUGCAACACUCGUCGAAACAAAGAAACAAAAGACGGAAGAACAGCCCGAGGAAAAUAUUGUCCCGGACGACAGCGAGAAAAUAACUGAAGAAAGAGAUGGCGGUCAAGACCAAGAAAAGCUCGCAGACGAAGGGAAGACAAAGGUCAGUCCCAAGGUUUCUGAAGGAAAUCUAUCCUCGAGUGUCGACGCCAAAGUGGCGGCAGACGAGGACGAUGGCGGACCUUGUGGAUGGGGACCUUACCAGCUAGAAUUUUGUCAGAAGUUUCGAACCGCGGGUUGGUUCCUGGUUGUUCUGACGUUGUGCGGAGUCUGCCAGGGCAUGGCUGUCAAUGGGUUUGUAAACACAGUCAUUUCGACUGUGGAGAAACGGUAUGAAUUGACCAGCUCUGAAUCCGGGCUGAUUGCCAGUUGUUACGACAUAGUAUUUGUGCUGCUAGUAAUCCCAGUUUCUUACUAUGGAGGGCAAGGCCAUAAGCCCAGAUAUUUAGGUAUUGGUAUUUUUAUUCUAGGAAUCGGCUCAUUUGUAUUUUCCUUGCCCCACUUUAUUUCUGGGUCCUAUGUGAUUGUCGAGCAUGCAGAAGACACUGUGUGCAAGCCCUUGGCCAACGUCUCAGAUAUUUGUUCCACCAUCACAGAGUCAACUUUGUCGAAUUACAAGUAUUUCUUCUUUCUUGGGCAAGGUCUUCAUGGAUUAGGGGCCAUACCUAUGUACACAUUGGGUGUGACUUAUAUUGAUGAGAAUGUCUCGCAGAGAGAAUCUUCAUUUUAUAACGGUAUUUUCUACACUGGUGCUAUUAUUGGACCAGCUGUUGGCUACAUGGUCGGUGCAGAGUUUCUAAAUUAUUUUUCAGAGAUUACAGUUGACCCUACAAUACAUGGAUUAGACAAUAACAAUCCCAAAUGGGUUGGAGCCUGGUGGAUCGGCUUUUUGAUUAGUGGUGUCUUUGGUGUGCUCCUAGCUUUUCCAUUUCUUGCCUUUCCAGCAGCGUUACCAGGUUCCAAAAAGUAUGCUCUGGAAAGGGGUCAGGAAAUGCAGGUGAUGAAGGGUAAGGAUGUGACUGGGCAAAGCUUAGGUUUAAGAGAUUGUCUGCUGUCCAUAAAACUUUUGCUCACAAAUGUUCCAUUCAUGUUCAUCAAUCUGGCAGCUGCUGCUGAUGGAAUUUUAUUAUCUGGCUUCUCCACUUUUAUGCCUAAGUUUAUAGAAUACCAGUUUGGUUUGCCAGCAGGGACAGCUGCUUUGUAUGUAGGGAUAGCUGUGAUUCCUGCAGGAGGUGGGGCUACUUUUGCUGGUGGUUUUAUUGUUCAUUUAUAUAAUCUCAAAGUAAGGGAGAUACUUCAGUUGUGCACCGUAAUGUCCUUUCUUCUGUUCUUGCUUACAUUCGCUCUGGUUAUAGAGUGCGACACUGGACCAUUUGCUGGCGUGACACUUUCCUAUGGACAGACGGAUGUCACAAAUACCACAUUCAUGGGUAAGGUGUUGGAUAGCUCUUGCAAUCAAGGAUGUGGCUGUCAUGAAGAAGAAUACUUUCCUAUGUGUGGACGAGACAAUGUCCUGUAUUUCUCCCCCUGCUAUGCAGGAUGCACUGGCUUGAGAGAGUUCAAGGAUUCCAAGGACAAGGAAACGUCUAAACAAGAUUUAAAGGAGUCAAUGGAGACCUACUACAACUGUCGAUGUGUGAACUACAACCUGACAGAUGACGACAUUGUACAAGGCAUGACUUACAUGGGAGUGUUUGGAAAAUGUGAAUACUCGUGCAAGUGGUUGACAACUUUUUUGUUUCUUUUCACCUUUAUGAUUGUCUUUGUCUUCAUCACAUCCAUGCCAUCACUCACUGCCACGCUGCGCUGUGUUCCAGACCAUCAAAGAUCUUUUGGCUUAGGAAUACAGUGGAUAGUGGCCAGGUGUUUAGGUUCAAUUCCUGGUCCAAUAUUGUUUGGUAAAAUGUUUGACCUGGCUUGUCUUGUGUGGCAGAAAAGAUGUGAUGGAGAGGGCUCCUGUUUCUUUUAUGACAAUCACAAUAUGAGCGUGAACCUACUCAGUGUAGCAAUCUUCUUUUCUUUGAAAGCAUCACUGUCAUUUUUUGUUGCACUAUUUUACUAUCGGGCUCAUGAUGAAGAGAUAGUUUCAGUCUAUGAGAGCGUCUCAGAAGUAGAUCCAAAAGGGAAGACAUGGUUACUGGAUAGAUCAGCAGUUCCCAAAGAAGAACAGGACAAAGCUGUUCAUGAAAGCUCAUCAAAAGCUGAAAAAGUUUCAUCUCUUCAUAAGUUAGUAUCGAAAACAUCAUCUUUGUUUAGUAGGAGCAAGCAGGCUAUAUCUAAAGAAGACGUGCGGUCACAGGUUGGUAAGGAUGAUCCUGAAGAUGGCUUACUUCAUCAUUCAAAUCCUGGUAGUGAUGACAGAUAACACUGUAGGAUUUCUGUUAUAAGCAUGUGAUGUAAUACUUUUGCUGCUGUGGUAUUCAGCUUGUAAAAAUAAUGUUUAAGUCUUAGCUAGUUGCUACUUGUUAGCUUCUCUACCUUGCAGUUAUUUAAAUUAUAUUAUGAACUUAAGUUUUGGAAAAGUUUUUUUAAACAGAAUAUGACUUCUUAGAGACAGACUAAUGUUUAAUAUUUUUUUAUCACCCACAUACAAAGGGGAAACAAUGAUUUAGUUGCAUUCAAAUACUAAUUACUAUAUAAUACUGUCAAAUCUCAGAUCACACUAAAAAGGAUUCACUGUUUUCACAACCAAAAACAAUCUAUAUGUAUGCCUGAUUUUGCCUAAAACCUUCUAAAUUAGUGGAAAUGACAUAGACGGCGACCAAAAUUAAAGAAACUUUCAAAAAAUGACAAUUACUCUAUUUUAAUAUUUUUGCCAUGGAAACAUUGUCAUAUAAUGUUUUCACUAUCAGAAUCUGCUGCUAUAAAUGUAAAUGAAGUCUAGACAUAAUCUCUUUUUUAAAUCAUUAGCUCCAAAUGCACUCUUGUGCAUAAGUUAUUAAACUUGAAUACUGUUUCCUUCUGUCUUGAGCUAUUCCUUUGCAUGUUAGAAAGUUCUUUCUUCAUUAACUCUGUCUCUCCUGAUUAAUGAUACCAUCAUUGAUUUGACCCCAUUAAAUUAACUUAAUUUUUGAGUUUUUAAACUUUAAUUUGUAUUAUAUAAAAAGGGCAUACAUUUAUCUAUACCAAAUUAUAAAAUUUUCUGAUUAAAAGAAAACCAUUAUUGAAGUUUAAUCGUAACAGGUAAGUGAUCAACAAAUGGGAAAAUGAAUUAUUCCUUUUAAACGUGGAAAAUAAUUACAGAGAAAUAGAGUUACAUCUUCUCCAUGUAGAUCACCCAUUUCUCCAAUCAGGCAUUGUGUUGUAUCAUUCUGUAAUUCUCAAGUAAAUAGCUUUAAUGCAUGUCAGAAUAUUGGAUAAAAAAUGUAGACAUCCUUUUGUCAUUCAUCUUCACUCAUCUCAUUGCUACUUUAUACUGACUUUGUUUCACCAAGCAUCCUAAGUUUUUACUUGUAGUUACUGUAGCAUGCAAUAUGUUAUAAGUAACAUUUGCUAGCAUUAAACUUACUCUUCUCCAUUAUCCUUACUUAGGACGGGGAAAGUACAACUCAGAGAGACUAGGUCACUAUGAGGAAUUUCAAAAACAUUUUAAAAUUGUUAAUUUUUUCAGAAAAUUCUUUCUUUAACUAGCUAUAUUUCUAUUAAAAUGUAUAAUCUCUUGGCCAUAUUAUUAUUGCUUUAGACAUUCUUGUCAGGGGCUUAGUCAAAAGUAUUAAUAUAAUGACAAAUCAUCUUAAUUCUAAAGCAAUGUGCAAAUUGUAAAACAAAUUUCCUUACAGACAAUAAAGAUUUUUUUUAAUUUUUUUUUUCUGUAAAAUCAUCUUUAUUUUCAAUAAAUACAACAAAUUUUAACUCCAAUUUCCAUAAAUCAAGCCCCACUUUAAAAAAAAGGAAAAUUUAAAAAAAAAUACAAACUAGAUUCAAUUUUUAAAAAACCUUAUUUCUACCUUUGCUAAAUAAGACUCCACUUUUAUUAAACAAGACUCCACUUUCAAUAAAUUAAACUCCACUUUAAAAAAGUGGACAACGAAUUUUGAAAUUACUGAUAUUUGAUGAAUUUUUGUGUAUAUGUAAUAUUUAUCAUAAUAAUCAUAUUAUUAAUGAUAUGAUCAUUGUGCAGGCUACAAAACACUAUUGUGGUCAGUUGGCACUUGAAAGGGGUAAAAACUAUUUCCCCUCAAAGUUCUAAUCCUAGAACUUGACUUAUAUUACUUGUCAUUGUGUAGUUAUUUGUGCAAUUCAGUGUGAUUGAGGCAUAAAGCCUGAGUGUGUUUCAUUUCUGAUUUUUACAGUUCAGUUAAACUUGAGUUGCUCAUUCCUAUGUUUGUGUUUUUCAAUUGUGCUGUUUAAAACUUCAUUGUGAUUGAAGCUUACUAUCUAAUAGUGUGAUUUUACUUUGAAUUGAUACUAUAAAGAUUUUGCCCCUAAAGGCUAAAACAUAUUAUUGUGGUGUGAGGCUUUAAAGGGAUGAUAAAUAAUGAUGUACAGAGAAGAAUGAUAUUUCUUGAUUGUUAUUAUUUACUGACUAUAUGCUUAUUCUUUUUUUUUUAUAAUAAUGCAUGUUUAGUACAAAAUAUGUUUAUUUGUAAAUUAAAAGUAUGUAAAGUUCCCCUUUCAGACCUUGUGGUCUAUAGGGCAGAUGAUGUUUACUAGACAAUUAUUAUAAAAUUAUUAAGCUUUGGGAAUUAACAAAAAGAAUGUGUCAGCCAAACCAGAAUAAUUAAAACUCUUAAAUACUUAUAUAUGUUCAUUUGUUUUAAAUAUGAUAAUGAUCUGUAGGCUUAAAUAAUUAAAUAAUGUAUGAUACUCAAAUGCUUAAACACAGAGUGGUCACUAA